Molecule: messenger RNA, 1477 nt
Organism: Mobula hypostoma (lesser devil ray)
Lineage: Eukaryota; Metazoa; Chordata; Chondrichthyes; Myliobatiformes; Myliobatidae
Gene: ppp2r3c
Product: protein phosphatase 2, regulatory subunit B'', gamma
Exons: 13
Coding region: 1-1473 (490 amino acids)
Biological process (GO): T cell homeostasis; B cell homeostasis; cortical cytoskeleton organization
Cellular component (GO): centrosome; spindle
Source: RefSeq, a predicted model, not a curated record
AUGAGGUUGCCGGACGGCGAUUCCGGCAGCAGCGCCAUGGAGACGGUCGAGGGCCAGGCACCGGCUGCGGCCCCGGUCCCAAUUCCGACUCCGACUCCGACUCCGGCCCCGGCUCGGGAUUGGAAACAGACGUUAAAGAAUCGGUUGAGAACUGUGGCUUCCCAGAAACCCAAAAAGACAGAUGAAGAACUAAAGGAUAAUGAGAUGGAACUAUUUACUAAAUAUUACGUGGAAUGGAGAGGAGACAGGAAAAUGGCCAAUUUAUCUUACCGAAGCAUCCCAAGAUUUUAUUAUAGGCUUCCAGCAGAAGACGAAAUUUUGUUGCAGAAAUUAAGAGAAGAAUCCAGAGCAGUAUUUCUUCAAAGAAAGAGUAGAGAAUUGUUAGAUAAUGAAGAGUUACAGAAUCUGUGGUUUCACCUAGACAAACAUCAAACCCCUCCUUUGCUAGGAGAGGAAGCAAUGAUAAAUUAUGAAAAUUUUCUGCAGGUCAAAGAAAAGGCAGGCCAGAAAUGCAAACAGUUCUUCGCAGCUAAGAUAUUUGCAAAACUUUUGCACAAUGAUCCAUAUGGGAGGAUUUCCAUUAUGCAGUUCUUCAAUUAUGUCAUGCGAAAAGUUUGGCUACAUCAGACAAGAAUAGGACUCAGUUUGUAUGAUGUAGCAGGUCAAGGAUAUCUUCGUGAAUCUGACUUGGAAAAUUACAUUUUGGAGCUCAUUCCAACUUUACCACAGCUUGAUGGCUUAGAGAAGUCCUUCUAUUCAUUUUAUGUGUGCACAGCUGUUAGAAAAUUUUUCUUUUUCCUUGAUCCACUCAGAACAGGCAAGAUAAAAAUCCAAGAUAUUUUGGCCUGCAGCUUUCUGGAUGAUUUGUUGGAGCUCAGAGAUGAGGAACUGUCCAAAGAAAGUCAAGAAUCAAACUGGUUUUCUGCUCCCUCUGCAUUGAGAGUAUAUGGACAAUACUUAAAUCUAGAUAAAGAUCACAAUGGAAUGCUCAGCAAAGAAGAAUUGUCACGUUAUGGUACUGGAACUCUUACAGGAGUGUUUUUGGAUCGAGUCUUUCAGGAGUGUCUAACAUAUGAUGGAGAAAUGGAUUACAAGACUUACCUAGACUUUGUUCUUGCUUUGGAGAAUCGAAAGGAACCUGCUGCACUCCAGUAUAUCUUUAAGUUAUUAGAUAUGGAAAAUAAAGGAUACCUAAAUGUUUUUUCCCUCAAUUUUUUUUUCAGAGCUAUCCAGGAGCAAAUGAAGCUUCACGGGCAGGAACCAGUUUCUUUUCAGGAUGUUAAGGAUGAAAUCUUUGACAUGGUUAAGCCUAAAGAUCCAUAUAAAAUCACCCUUCAAGAUUUAAUAAGCAGUGGGCAAGGUGACACUGUCAGCAGCAUUCUGAUUGAUCUAAAUGGAUUUUGGACUUAUGAAAACCGAGAAGUUCUUGUUGCAAGUGACAACGAUGGUGGUGCUGAUCUGGAAGAUCCAUGAUUUU